UUUCUCUCGCGAGAUCUGACAACAUCGCGUGGGAACAAAACAGGACGAUGACAAAGCAAAAUGGCGUUUGAUAAAGACGUUAUUGUGUUCUUUCUAGUUUUCUGUUCUUAAUCUGCGCCUACAUGUACAUUCAUAUUAUAUGUGUAUAAUAGAGUAAACAGCGUUAAUAAUUGUUUACAUCCGGAUACAUGAGUCCGAGCGCACUUUGACGGUUCUCGUGCUAGCUCAGCUUGCUAGUUAGCUUAGCUUGUUAGCUGCUAACAAAGAGACGCAGAAGUGAUCAACACGUCGCUAAGCAGAGAUCAGAUGUGAGUGUAAAGUGUUGUGAUUGUGUGGAAAUGUGCGAAAGAACGAAAGCAGAGUACGAGGAGGAACUUUGUCCAACAAAAGAGGAGAAGGAGCGACAACAUCAACUACUGGACGCUGUUUUCAAGGAACAUCAGCUUGUGUCACACAGAACAGAUGUCUGUAAAGAACAUCUUCUCCCUGAGCAGGAGGAGUCGACCUGCGGAAUGGAGCAGGGAAAACCACAGCGCCCCCACUUUAAAGAGGAAGAGGAGUCACAGCCUCCUCACAUUAAAGAGGAAGAGGUGGAGAAACAGACCCCUCACAUUAAAGAGGAAGAGGAGGAAUACUGCAUCAGUCAAGAAGGAGAGCAUAAUGAAGGACUGGAGGAGGUUGAUGUCACCAAGAUGCCAUUGACUGAUGUCACUGUGAAGAGUGAAGAUGAGGUCAAAGGUGAAAGUAAGGAGGAGAGAGAGGUGGAGCCUUCAAGCAGCAGCUCAAUUCAAUUCAUGAAAACAGAAGCUGAUGAAGACCACUGUGGGGGAUCACCAACAGACAAGCUCUUAGCUCCACUGUCAGAUAGUGACGACACAACGUCACACUCUUCUGACACUGAUGAUGACAUGUCAUGUCACACUGACGUCACACACUAUAAAUGCUCUCACUGUGGCAAAACUUUUAAAUAUCAUUGUCAUUUAAAAAUACACGUCAGAACGCACACCGGUGAAAAACCAUUCAUGUGCUCAUUUUGUAGUAAAAGAUUCUCCCGGAAAGAACAAUUGAAAGUUCACAUAAGAAUACACACUGGUGAAAAACCAUAUUCCUGUUCAAGUUGCAACAAAAGCUUCGGAGAAAGGGCAACGCUUGUACUACACAUGAGAACGCACACCGGUGAGAAACCGUACAUGUGCUCAAUUUGUGGUAAAAGAUUCUCUCAAAAGCAUCAUUUAAAAGCACACACAAGAAAAAGCACUGCUGAAAAAACGUGUUCAUUUUCAACCCACGGUGAAGAUUUUACACAAAAUACUGAUUUGAAACCAUAUAUGACUCCACACACUGAAGACAAACCAUUCAUGUGCUCAAUUUGUAAGAAAAUAUUCUCCCGAAAGGAACAUUUGAAAAUUCACAUAAGAACGCACACCGGUGAAAAACCGUACAUGUGCUCAAUUUGUGGUAAAACAUUCUCUCAAAAGCAUCAUUUGAAAGCACACACAAGAAAAAGCACUGCAGAAAAAACGUGCUCAUCUUCAACCCAAGGUAAAGAUUUUACACAAAAUACCGAUUUGAAACCAUAUAUGACUCCACACACUGAAGACAAACCAUUCAAGUGCAUAAUUUGUAAGAAAAGAUUCUCCCGAAAGCAACAAUUGGAAAUUCACCACAGAACACACACUGGUGAAAAACCAUAUUCCUGUUCCAACUGCUGGAAAAGCUUCGCAGAAAAAUCCAAACUUACAAUACAUAUGAGAACGCACACUGGUGAAAAACCAUAUUCCUGUUCAUGCUGCAACAGAAGCUUUGCUGACCGAUCAGCACUUGUAAAACACAUGAAUCGACGCACUGGUGAAAAACCUGUUGUCUGCUACGUCUGUGGUAAAGGUUUUGUACAAAGUCAAGAUUUGAAAGACCACAUGGAAAUGCACGCUGAGAAAGUGUUGAGUUGCAGUGCGUGUGGUGAAAUAUUCCUUUCUAAGGACCAAUGUAACAAACACAAGUGUGCUGGUGAGAACAGCAGCGGCAAAUGAAGCUGCAGAUUUUCUAACAACAUCACCACAUAUAACAUGUGACAUCAUUGUCGUGUGUAACGUUAUCCUGUUUAAUAUGUUGCUACCAUUUAUAGGUUUGAAUAUUUUAGAUGAGGGAUUUUAUUUCAGUCUACUACAUGCAUUAAUAUACAACAUUGUGUAACAUAUUUAUAAAGAAAAAUAAGUCAUUCGAUGGAAAAGGUGGAAAUUGAAACAUCAGUUUAUUUUAUAUCCAUUUUAUAAUGUCUUUCAUUCAUUUUAGAAUUGUAAACCGUACAAAACAUAUUACCUACAAUAAACAUAAGGAUAUCCAUAAUUCAGUGUUAUACUGAUACAAAACGGUGUUUUUCAAAUCUGUUUUAAAUGUAUGGAGUGUUUCCAUAUUUUAAUUUCUAAUUUUAAAUGAUUGCAUAGAUGAAUUAUUUUUUGUGAUAUACAUAUUUGUUUUACAUACCUUUUUUGUGUACACAUAAAUCACUCUUAGUUCAUAUGUAUUGGUUCACAUCUGAAACAUCUUCUGGACCACUUCUGGAAGCAUAUUAUGUUCUCUAUACAUCAUUUCAACACAUUUGUGUUCUACAAGAUCAUUUACUUUUCAAAUGUGACUUUAUGAAUCAUCGGUUGUGUCAUGAUAAGCCAUUCUAUUAUCAUUCUUACUCUCUUUUGUAUAUGAAUAUUGCUUUUGUGAUUGUUUUAUAUGUAUGUCCCCCGACAUUUAUUCAAUAAGCAAUGUAUGCUU
Molecule: messenger RNA, 2769 nt
Organism: Nerophis lumbriciformis (worm pipefish)
Lineage: Eukaryota; Metazoa; Chordata; Actinopteri; Syngnathiformes; Syngnathidae
Biological process (GO): regulation of transcription by RNA polymerase II
Cellular component (GO): nucleus
Molecular function (GO): sequence-specific DNA binding; DNA-binding transcription factor activity, RNA polymerase II-specific
Source: RefSeq, a predicted model, not a curated record